AUGGCCGAAGGCAAGCGACGGCGGUACACGCAGGGCCGAAGUCGGACGAUUGAACUUUCCACGCUUCCAGAGAUCGACGAAGACGCUCAUGUUCGCCAGGGUAAGCCUAAAAAUAAAGAUGGAAAACUGUAAGGAAAACGGUGGCACACUCUUUUUUUCCGAAGGAUGGAAGCUUUAAAAAAAUUAUUUUGUUAAUUCUGGCCAAGUUUUUCAAGCUACGCAUUGUUUUUUUUUAAUACUUUAAAACUUUGAUUUUUCUUUUUCUAAAUUUUGAAUAUCCGUUCAUCUAGUUAAUCCACAUCAGCUCAGUCAGGAUUUAAAGCAUAUAAAUUUUGCAAAAAAAAAAUCGAAGCGACCUUUUUCCGUUUUUUCAAAAAAACUUCCCGUCAAAGUCGACCUGUUUUUUUUUCUUUCAAAUUCAAUAAGCAAUUAAAAGAUGAUAGAUUAUAAUUUUACUGCAUCAAAAAACUAACCUGACUAAAUAUGUCAAUAUUAUCACAAAAUUUCCAAAACUCCAAUAGCAAUCAAAGCGUGAGAAAGGUGGAAAAAACUUUUUGAUCAAAAAAAAAAGUCUCAAGCUUUUCCCCCAUUGUCUCGGAGUUGUCGCUUUAGGGUUAGAAAUAGAUGCCGGAGACCGGUGUUCAAAUCGGUUUCGGACGUUUGAGAAAGAGCCAAAAAAAAAGGAAGAAAUAGGGGGAGGAGGUCAAAUUUGUUCGCAAGCGAUCUCGCCGUUUUUCAUUGUUUCUUCGCGCAAUGCAAUCCACACGACACGGCUCCCAACGACCAAUUUGAACCUUUUCUAUCUUGUCGCGACAUGUUUCAUGGUAGUAACUUCAUUUUGAAACACCAUUCCAUGUCACAGUCAAAGUUAGGUUGUUUGAGGGAACUUGAGGAAAACGCAGUGAAUAAGAUUGAAGAAGUCUGCUCGAAAUUCUCACUUGAAAUAUAUCUCGUUUUCGAGUUAAGACGCUUCAAAAAGCCAAAAUAAUGCUUUUUUGCGAUACUUUGCGUGUAUUACGAAUUUUGAAGCUUCAUAACUUGAAAAAAUAAAAGACGUUCCCCAGUCAGAGAAAGACAUCUGCAAAAAGUAAAAGUUUCUGGAACGUCAUAGUAUUUUCUUGGGACGGAUAGUUUUUUUCAAUUAAACUUCGCAGAAAAGAAGUUCAAAAAAAAAAGGGAACGGCCCGAGAAAAAGGCAGGAAAAAAGAUAAAAAAAAAAGAAGGUGACAGAUAAUAAAUAAGUGUUGGAUAGAUAGCAAGGGCAAACAUUGAUCUCAGUUCAGAAGUAGAACAAAAUAUAUUGGUAACAAAUCGAGUACCUUUUGUUUUUUUCAAGGGACUAAUUUUUUUGAACUAAUAGGGUAAUUUUUUUCCAGAAGAGUUCGAUUUUGCAAACUACUCUUUUUUUAUAAUCUUGAUUAUAAUUUUAUUUUUUUGGUCAUUUUUUUCAAAAAGAAGUUCGCAGAAAAAAAUUUUUUUAAAUUCGCUCUUCUGAAAAUUAAGCUCGCUCUUCUGGAAAUUCCAGUGAUUGCUAUCAUAACCCCACGAAUUCGGUGUUUUGUAACCUAUGACAUUUUUUUUUUUGGGGGUUCAGAAUUUUCUGGAAAUACUUGCAAAUAAUAUUUGAAGGUCUUAACAACUGAACUUCAAAUUUCAACAAUAUGAAUAUUCAACUUACAUUUUCGAAUCAUCCAACCUCAGAUAGCGGAUUGGAUCGACGUCGCGGACUCUCGCAGGACGACAGUUGCGUCGGCUCGGCAGCCUCUCGUUCCUUCCGAGGCAGCGUCAGGUCCAUCGUCCGACAUUUGAGCGAGAGGCAGCUGGCUCAGCGAGGCGAUUCUUUUUUGAAGUGUUCAUUAAUUACGUUCUAACUUUAGUAGCUCCACUAGCGACUUCAAACGAGCCUUCGGAGUCGCAGAAGGAAGCCUCUGCCGCUGAAGAAGACGUGACCAAGAAGAGGCAGUACACGAAAGAGCUUCAGGGCAAAAAGCCAGAGCGAAAAGAGGCAAGUUUUAUAUUUUUUCCUUAGUCAUGAUUUGAAACUCUCUGGUCGCAUGUUGAAUGACUCUAAGCGUUGCGCUCCAAGUAUUCCUUCAAAGCUUUUUCUUGGCGGUCUUUCAAUUUCAAGAAAAUGUCCAGUUAUUCGAGAGUCGUUAUGUUUUGCUUCGAACUCGUUAUUUGAAGUUCUUUCAGCCAAAAGUCGUUAUUUAGAGCACGACAAAGCCUUUUUUUUGAAGCGGCUUCGCAGCCUUCCAAUUUUGAGCCAUUCCAAGUGCGACCAGCUAUUUUCAAACCAACAAAACUGUCUUUUUUGAUCUCUAAUAUAUUUAGAAUGACUGGGGACCCGUACCGGAAUGGCACGAAUUUCAUCCUUUUCCAGCAUGUGCUGUACCCAGGUCAGAUCUCAAAAAAUCAAACUCCAAAGGAAAAUAUUGACUUGACACCAGCGGUUAGAAACGAUUCCGGUCGUUUAAUCUUCAGUCGUUUGAUGCGUUUGAUAAACAAAUGAUUCGGGCUUUUUCGCGGACUGCCGGUUUCUAGUGACUGAAGCUCAAACGGAAUGGGAAAGAGAAAAUAACACGUGAGAACUGAAUAGGCUUCUCAAAGAAAAAAAAACAUUUCAACCAUUUACUCAAAAAGGCGAAACCAAUUAGAAGCCCGGUUAUUUUUGAUCGAUUUAUAAAUCUAGAUAGUUUGAGCUCAGCUAGUUCACUGCAGAAAAAAGCGUUUUGGGGUCAUUACUUGACUGAAAGAAAUAGGGCCUUUCAAAAGUACUUCUAACCAAGUUUUCAUCAACUUCUUUGCUAGAAACCUCGGUAAAAAAAAGCCAAAACCACUCCAAAAUCUGCAUCAUCCUCUUCAGACACCCGAUCUCGCGGUCGGCCUCCUUCGUGACGCCGACGCCAAUGAUCGUCUACGGCCUUCCGCCAGACCGAAUAUCGAUGGUCGACCCACGGGAGCUGUCGACGACGGCGCCUUCUUCCAGAAUGGGAGAGUACGCGGUUCCCGUCUACUACACGACUCUCGGACAUCCUCCGCCGCCGCCGCCAAUCUAUCUGCCGAUGGGCGGAGCGAUGCUUCGGCCAGGCCUUCUGCCACAUCAUCCGAAGUUCCCGGACCAACAGAAGGACGACGGCGACUCGGUCUGCGGCAAGAUCUGCUGCGGCGGCGUCGCCCAGCUCCUUUGGACCAUCAUCUGCAUAAUUCUCUUCGGCGUCGUAGCGUCUCUUAUUCUCGCUUUGUGUUAUAUUUGA
Molecule: messenger RNA, 3254 nt
Organism: Caenorhabditis auriculariae
Lineage: Eukaryota; Metazoa; Nematoda; Chromadorea; Rhabditida; Rhabditidae
Source: the annotation of a GenBank genome assembly